Messenger RNA from Scylla paramamosain (green mud crab), 1998 nucleotides. RefSeq names its product 14 kDa phosphohistidine phosphatase-like. The transcript is spliced from 3 exons. Gene Ontology annotation, cellular component: cytosol. Gene Ontology annotation, biological process: peptidyl-histidine dephosphorylation. Bases 157 to 528 code for a protein of 123 amino acids. Gene Ontology annotation, molecular function: protein histidine phosphatase activity. The record is from RefSeq and is a predicted model, not a curated record. Lineage: Eukaryota; Metazoa; Arthropoda; Malacostraca; Decapoda; Portunidae.
UAGUUUAAAAUGAAAUACUAUUACAUUUUACUUCAAAAUAUUUAACAUUAUAUAAUAAUACAUAUAAAGAAAGGAAAUUAAAUAAAAAAAGAUCCGCCGAUGUCGACAAAACCGAACCUACUCUGUUAUUAAGAGUCAGCUGAGACAGACAGCAGGAUGGCCGAGGCACUGGACAAGGUGGCGGAUGUGGAUAUUGACGAGGGCACCUUCAAGUAUGUGCUCAUCAAGGUGUACCACAGCCCCCCCGCCCCCGCACAGGAGACCAGCAAGUACAUCGUGCGCGGGUACAUGACAGCCGAGUACCAUUCAGAUGUGUACGACCGUGUGAUGCCCAACAUAGAGAGGCUGGGGCUGGCGUGUGAGUGUGUUGGGGGUGGCCGGAUCAAUCACCAGGCAGCGGAAGGAAACAUCAAAGUGUACGGCUACUCUCAGGGUUUCGGCAAGGCGGAUCACAGUGUUGCCGUCACCCUGCUGAAAAAGAAGUAUCCGGAUUAUAAGAGUGUCACGUUUUCCAAUGAUGGAUAUUAGUGGUGAUGCUGCUGGUGGUGGUGGUGGUGGUGUCUGUCUGUUUGAUUUUUUCUUUCUUUGUUUUCUCUCUCUCUCUCUCUCUCUCUCUCUCUCUCUCUCUCUCUCUCUCUCUCCCCUCUCUCUCUCUCCUCUCUCUCUCUCUCUCUCUCUCUCUCUCUCUCUCCUCUCUCUCAAUUUGUGUGUAAUUUACUUUUUAUUAAUAAAUUUUGAUAUUCUUAAAUUUGACUUGCAUUUUUAUUUUUAUUUUUUUUCUCUGAAAUUGAUUCUGGCGUUUAUGAUUUUGUCUUAUUUUAUUGCUGGACUUAUUGAUUGUAUUGUAUUUUAUCAUUAUUAUGUCUGUUUAUACAAUGAUUUAUUUUGUUUUAUCAUUUUUAUAUUUAUUUUAUUUAUUUAUUUAUUUAUUUAUUUUGUGUGUGUAUGAAUUUCUCCCCUUUUUUUUCCUCUUCCUCCUCCUCCAUGCCAGUUUUCUCCUCCAUGCUGCUGUUUUUCCUUCCUCCUCCAUGCCAGUUUUUCCCCCUCCUCCUCCUCCAUACCAGAGUUAUUUUCCCUUCCUUCAUAUUAGUUUUUCCCUCCAUACCUCCUCCUCCUCCUCCCUCCUCCUGAUGGUUCUUCCUUAACAUAAUACUCUCCAUAAUGAGGCUGUGUUGCAUUUGUUGUGGUUGCAUAAACUGGAGUAUUGGAAAAGAGAAAGAUUUAAAUCACUUCCAGCCUGUUUUUGAAAGGCAGACAUUGGAUAUUGAAGUGUGAGUGUGUGUGUGUGUGUGUGUGUGUGUGUGUUAGCUUGGUGCUUCAAACUUAAUUCAGUUUGUUUAGCUUCCCUUGGCUGAUAAAUAAAUCUAUGUAUCUAUCUAGGCAUAAAUUUUGGUCAUUUUAGAAAGGUGGGUGAGCAAGUUGUACAGCUUUGUAUGCCUACCAAAAAAAACAAGUCUACUGUAUUUGAUUAUUUACCUGUUAAUCUCUAUUUACCUGUCUAUCUGUGGUAAAUGACAAGAAAUGUUUGUUUUUGUGAUUCUAACAAGCUGACUGAAUAAGCUGUUUAUCUGUUUACCUAUCAUUAAGGGGCAGGGAUAAGUGUCUGCUGUGGGGCCGUGCUGUGAAUGUGUGUGGCUAGCUGUGGUGUGUGUGUGUGUGUGUGUGUGUGUGGAUGGGUGGGGUGCUUUGUCUGGGCCACCCUGUAUAUAGGGAUGGAUAGACUGCUGCUGCUGCUGCUGCUGCUGCUGGUGCUGCUGCUGCUUACUACUACUACUACUACUACUACUACUACUACUGUUCGUUUCCCACCACGAGCUGACAGAGCUAAGAAUGUUAAUGACUGUGUGUGUGUGUGUGUGUGUUGCCUUGUCUUGAGCCGGCCUGGUACAGGGAUAGAAAGGUAAUAGGAAAAGCAUUAUUUUUAAUUUUUUACUUAAAAGAUCAAUGAAUUACCAGCCACAAAUGCCUCUUUGUGAUAUGAUUAAAGGAUUAUUCAUG